Cicer arietinum (chickpea) is the source of this 2639-nucleotide messenger RNA. Its product is annotated as O-fucosyltransferase 9. The record is from RefSeq and is a predicted model, not a curated record. NCBI's taxonomy places the organism in Eukaryota, Viridiplantae, Streptophyta, Magnoliopsida, Fabales, Fabaceae.
CACUUACUUUCUUGUCUCCAUUUAUUAUCGCAGUUGCUCACUUUAAUAUAAAAAAUGAUUUUCCAUUAUAUCACCAUUAUUAUUAUUUAACUAUUUUCUGAAAAAGAAAACAAGUGCUCUUCAAAUUUAGCCAUCCCUUCUUUCUUUCUUUCUGAUCUAACGUCUCAACCACACACACAUGCAAUUCAAUUCAAUUCAACGCAUGAAUGAAAAUGUACAAUGAAUGAGAUGAGUAGAACGAAAUUGAAACCCAACUGUUGAAUGAGAAAUUGAAACCCUGUUUAUGAUUGAAUUGAAGGGAUCUAUCUGCACAUUUCUGGAUCUGAAAUCAAAUGCAUGGGUACAGCCGCCUAGGAAGGAGCAAGGGCAGCGGCGGCGUUGGUGGCGGUGGAAGCUCCUCCUUUACCUCAUCAUCAUGGUCGAAAUUUGUAUUUGUUGUUAUGUCAGCAAUUUUGAGAAGGCGAGGGUUGCUUCUAUUUGCGCCUUUAUUGUAUAUUUCAGGGAUGUUGUUGUAUAUGGGUUCAUUAAGCUUCGAUGUUGUUCUUGUUCAUAAACACCGUCACCGUCCUCCUCCUCCCGGUUCUCUUUAUACAAGUCCUCAACUCUUUCAUAACCUUUGGCCUUUCAUGGAAACUGACAAUUCAACUUCUCUCAACGUUUUGAUGAAAGCUUGGAAUGUGAAAGAGGAUAGACACUGGAAGCCUUGUGCAAACAAAACACUUUCUCAAAUAGAAUUGCCCAAGUCGAACGGGUACCUUAUAAUUGAAGCAAAUGGUGGACUAAAUCAGCAACGCUUGUCGAUAUGUGAUGCCGUUGCUGUGGCUGGAUUACUAAAUGCAACUCUUGUUAUUCCAAUAUUUCACUUAAAUAGUGUAUGGAGGGACUCAAGCCAUUUCGGUGACAUUUUCGACGAAAAUUUCUUCAUACAAUCACUUGAAAAACAUGUGCAUGUGGUAAGAGAACUUCCAGCUGACAUACUUCAACAGUUUGACAAUAACAUAAGUAACAUUGUCAAUCUUAGAGUAAAAGCCUGGUCUAGUCCAGCUCACUAUCUACAGAAGGUCCUUCCCCAUCUUUUGGAAAUGAGAGCUGUUCGUAUUGCACCAUUCUCCAACAGAUUAGCUCAGUCAGUACCCUCUAAAAUCCAAGGGCUUAGGUGCUUUUCCAAUUUUGGAGCUCUUAGAUUUUCAGAACCUAUAAGAACACUUGCAGAAAGCAUGGUUGAUCGGAUGGUUAAACAUAGUUCCCAAAGUGGUGGGAAAUAUGUUUCAGUGCAUCUUCGCUUUGAGGAGGAUAUGGUUGCAUUUUCAUGUUGUGAGUAUGACGGUGGGGCAGAGGAGAAACUUGAAAUGGAUAUUGCUCGUGAAAGGAGUUGGCGAGGUAAAUUCAGAAGAAAGCAUAGGAUAAUAAAGCCUGGUGCAAACCGAGUGGAUGGAAGAUGUCCUUUGACUCCAUUGGAGGUAGGAAUGAUGCUUAGAGGCAUGGGUUUCGAUAAUACAACCUUAGUAUAUGUUGCAGCAGGAAAAAUUUAUAAAGAACAAAAGUACAUGGCACCACUUAAACAGAUGUUUCCACGAUUACAAACAAAAGAUACACUGGCAACUCCAGAAGAGCUUGCGCAAUUUAUGGGCCAUUCAUCUAGGUUGGCUGCUCUUGAUUAUACUGUUUGCCUUCAUAGUGAAGUAUUUGUUACAACUCAGGGUGGAAAUUUUCCUCACUUCUUGAUGGGUCACAGGAGAUAUAUGUAUGAUGGGCAUGCAAAGACAAUUAAACCCGAUAAGAGAAGAUUGGCUCUAAUAUUUGAUAAUCCUAAUAUGGGAAGUAUUCAAACAACAAAUGGAAGACAUGCUUCACCAUAGUGAUCAAAAGGGAACCGAGGUAAAAAAGGCUGCUGGUUCCCUAUAUACUUUUCCCAUGCCAGAUUGCAUGUGUAAACAGGUAGAACCCAAAAAUGAAAAUGCUAACACUGGGAAAUAUUUGAAAUUAUAAUGUAGAAGAAUUGUCUUUAGGAAAUCAAAUUAAUUGUUCAAUAGAUGUAAUUUAUAUCUGUACCAUCAAGUUUGAAUUAAAAAAGAAAAGUAGUUUGAUUCAAACUUGAAGAAAAGCCACGUCACAUCAUAAACUAAGGCUUCAAUUUAUUUUUUCCUUUUCUUUGAUUUAUUAGUAAAAUUAGCUGGGAAAUUAUAAUUCUUUGUACAUGAGAUUGUUGUAACCCAAGGCAGACUUGCACCUGAUUAUGAAGAUUCAUUUUUGGAGGACUGACGAGCUUUGUGACUUCUAAGUUACUAAACCAAGCUGUUUAUUUAACCAGUGAUAAAAGAAUAGAACAAUUGGAUGCUAUUGUUGCUCAGAUGGUUCAUUUCCCUCAUGUCAUGUGCAGAAAUAGUUUUGAAAUAUUAUUUUUGUAUUGUAUAAUAAUUAGUCAUUGUAGAAACUGUUGCUGAUGAGUAGUGGGUGAGCCGAUUAUACCAUUUGAAAGAUUUACCAUAAAUAAGAAGUGUGAAAUUGUGGUAGUGUGUAACCUUCUUUAUCCUGGGUAGUGUUUUCGGUUUUGAUGUGUUAUUGCUAUCUUUUCUGUACGAAUACAUAAAGAUCUUCUGGAGAAAUUAGUCAUUUCUCUAUAAGACUCUCUUCAAAUA